AUGUCAACCCCGAACCGAGACCCUCCGGUGUACUCCCCACCCUCCACCAGCGCGUCAUCCAGAUCCAGUUUUGACACUCAAUCCCCAACUGGAAAUGCGAGAAAUCCUUCCCUACGCAUUCCAUCCAUGCCCAGUGCUGCCGCUCAGCACCGUCAGAGCUUCCAUGAACUACGAGGGCUCCCUCCGUCUCCUCGUUCUCAGAGACAACCUUCUCUCUCCCAAAUUGCCAUACAAGAUCUCAUAGACAAUCCUCCAAUGAAUCACCCUGAUCCAAAGUUUGCGGGCCGGGAAUGGCAGACUGUCAAAGUCAGCGAGUUGGCCAAUCCUGACGACCUCAAGUUUGUCGACAUUGAUACAGGUGUUGAGGCUGCCACAAAGCUGCUGAUCGAAUCUGGUGCUCCCGUCGUCCUAAUUCGCGAGAAGGAGGGGUCCCCAGUCAUUGGAACAUUUGACGCCAGAGAUCUAAAUGCCUACUUAUUACUCGUGGUGGGACUGUCAAAACCCGAUGAUGAGCAUGCUGAGGAUUUCAUUCAGCUAGCGAGAAGAGCACGAGAAGGAAAACCCAUACCACUCCGAGAGAUCCAAGACCUGAGCAAGAAAGAGCCUCUGACAUUUCUCGACGAAGAUGCCGACUUGAUCAAGGCCAUUGAGACCUUUGGAAGAGGUGUCCACCGGGCCGUGGUCAGGAACCAAGAGACAGGCACUGUCACUGGCGUUCUCAGUCAGAGCCGUUUGAUCAGGUUCCUAUGGGAUAAUGGCCGAAGCUUCCCGGUCCUUGAGCAGCUCUACUCCCAACACUUGCGUGAUCUUAAGAUUGGUUCCAACGAUGUUGUCUCCAUCAAUGGUGACCGACCGUUAGCAGAAGCGCUCACACUCCUCUUGAACGAGGGAAUAUCCUCCCUCGCUGUGGUAGAUCAUAACCACAAUGUUGUCGGGAACAUCUCAAACGUCGACGUCAAAUUACUCACCAAAUCCUCCUCCCUUCCUCUACUUCGGAACACCUGCAUCCACUUCAUCACGGUCAUUCUAUCUACCAGGGGCAUGAUUGAAGGAAAAGAUUCCUUUCCUGUCUUUCAUGUCACCCCACUCUCCACCCUUGCACACACCGUUGCCAAACUCGUGGCGACAAAGUCACAUCGUAUGUGGCUUACCGAACCAGUGUCACCUAGCUCGUCUGGCCCACCUACGCCCUCUCUUCAUACAGCCACAAUGGUGCCAACCUCAAGCCACUCUUCCUCCUUCUCGUCCCCCAGUGGCCAGCACCACAUGACUCCGCCUCUAGCUGCAUCAGCCCCUUCGGCACCAGACCCAUUCGCCUCCACCAUCGCCGACCAUUCACCCAAGACUCCGUUCAUCACACCUACGGGUCCAUCAAUAUCCGCAUCUGCCAUACCUGGUGCUCGGAUAUCUGGCCGUCUUGUGGGUGUUGUGAGUUUGACCGACAUUUUGAUCCUUUUUGCACGUGCUGGAGGCCUCGAUGUUGCGAAUCCAAUCGACAUCCGCAAUCGACGGAGGCGAAGCAGCUCGAGCAGUGUCCGCAAGAGCUUUGAUCUAGGUACUAGACCGCAGGGCAACGCACUCAGACCGAGUGGAGAAUUGGCACGAAAGAGUAGCCAGGCAGGGAGCUUGAAUGGUUAG
Molecule: messenger RNA, 1638 nt
Organism: Exophiala bonariae
Lineage: Eukaryota; Fungi; Ascomycota; Eurotiomycetes; Chaetothyriales; Herpotrichiellaceae
Exons: 3
Coding region: 1-1638 (545 amino acids)
Biological process (GO): regulation of mitotic metaphase/anaphase transition; cellular response to glucose starvation
Molecular function (GO): protein serine/threonine phosphatase inhibitor activity
Source: RefSeq, a predicted model, not a curated record